AUGUUCAAGCGUGCUUUUUGCACUGGGCAUCGUGUGCUGCAACAAAUAUCGAAACCUCCUGCAUCGCUUUCGCACCCUGACUCCGAGUUCCUCGCCAAAUACUAUCCCAAAGAACUCAUCAAAUCCAUACAGCUUGCACAAUCGGUCAUCCCACCGGACACCAAGUUUCGUGUCUCUGACAAUGUCGAGUUUGCACCCUCUUACCUAGACGACUUCUCUAGGAUCGAUUCCUACUGGGAUUACAAGCCAGGAACGCCGCAUCUGCACUCAUUUGACGCUUCCACUCAAUACACAUUCGACGACGUCAGCCAGCCACUUCCUAAUGGACGGGUCAUAGCACCUGGUGCCUCACUCCCUCGUCCUGAUGGAACCAGGGCUUCCGCUGCCGCCGAUAUUGCCAGAGGGCUGCAGCGACAAACAGGCAUCGAUCCCGAUUUUGUGACCCGCAAACUGACAAUGCGCCCUCUGGUGAUGAAGCGUGUCUCGAAUCAAACAGGAAAGGGUAAAAUUCCAAGUUUCUACGCUCUGGUCGUCGUAGGAGACAAGAACGGUAUGGUUGGUCUAGGAGAGGGCAAGUCCAGAGACGAGAUGUCGAAAGCUGUUUCCAAAGCCCAUUGGGACGCCGUGCGUAACCUGAAGGAAAUUCCUCGCUACGAGAACAGAACCAUUUUUGGAGACAUCGACCACCGCUACCACGGUGUCAAGCUUUUCCUGAGGUCUGUCAAGCCAGGUUUUGGUUUGAGGGUGAAUCAUAUCAUUUACGAGAUUUGCGAAUGUGCAGGUAUCAAGGAUCUGAGCGGUAAGGUCUACAAGAGUAGAAAUGAAAUGAACAUCGCCAAGGGCACCAUCGAGGCUCUGACCGAGUCUCAAAAGACGCUGGACGAAAUCGCAUUGGGGAGAGGUAAAAAAGUGGUCGACGUCAGAAAGGUAUACUACUCUAGUUGA
Molecule: messenger RNA, 945 nt
Organism: Lachancea meyersii CBS 8951
Lineage: Eukaryota; Fungi; Ascomycota; Saccharomycetes; Saccharomycetales; Saccharomycetaceae
Source: the annotation of a GenBank genome assembly